Molecule: messenger RNA, 612 nt
Organism: Osmia bicornis bicornis
Lineage: Eukaryota; Metazoa; Arthropoda; Insecta; Hymenoptera; Megachilidae
Exons: 1
Coding region: 1-612 (203 amino acids)
Source: RefSeq, a predicted model, not a curated record
AUGGCCACCUCUAACCUCAAGGGAAAGUUCGACCUGCAAAUAUCCCGGUUCAACGUCAUCAAGUCGAUGGCCAAGGCAGCCCGGGACGGCGUCUACGAGGAUUAUUGCCUCUCCGCCAUAAUCCAGAAGGAGAAAUUCCUCGACGGGUACCUCGCAAAAUUCGAGGCUCUUCACGAGCGACUUUGCGAAGCGAAGGUGGAGGGCCUCACGGAGCACCUCUACUUUAAGGAUCAGACGUACGUGGCCACCGUCGAAGCCUACGCCUCUGCAAAAUCCAUCAUUACCACCUUACGGGAAAAACGGGAGGAAAGUUUCCCCCGCAAAGCGGAUCGCCUCGCCCGGAGCUCCCUCAUGGUCUCCUCGGGAGGGGUGCGUCGCGCCCUCCCCAAGAUCCAGCUGCCGACGUUCUCGGGAAGUUAUAAGGAGUGGCGGCCUUUCUCGGAUCUCUUCUCGUCGAUGGUGGGUGAUUGCCAGGACAUCGACCCGGUGGAAAAGAUGUUCUACUUCAAGUCCAGCCUCUCCGGAGAAGCGGCUGGCCUCGUUGCCAGUAUCCCCGUUAGCAGUGAGGCCUUCUCCCACGCCUGGGAGACCCUCACGCUGCGAUACGGCUAG